AUGAGAUUUGGCCAAAAAGGAAAACUUAGUCCUCGAUUUAUUGGACCAUAUGAAGUACUUGAGAGAGUUGGUCCAGUUGCAUAUAAACUAGCUCUUCCACCAGAGUUAGAUAAGAUCCACAAUGUCUUCCAUGUUUCUAUGCUUAGAAGAUAUCGCUCAGAUCCAUCUCAUAUUCUUCCUGUUGAAUCCAUUGAGGUCAGUCCUGACUUGACAUAUGAAGAAGAACCUAUUCAAAACUUAGCACGUGAGAUAAAAGAGCUUAGAAACAAGAAAAUUCCAUUAGUAAAAGUCCUUUGGAGGAAUCAAUCUGGCAAAGAAGCUACCUGGGAGCGAGAGGAGGAUAUGCGAAUUCAAUAUCCAUAUUUGUUUUGA
Messenger RNA from Lycium ferocissimum, 372 nucleotides. RefSeq lists its product as uncharacterized. The transcript has a single exon. The coding region runs from base 1 to 372 and encodes 123 amino acids. The record is from RefSeq and is a predicted model, not a curated record. Lineage: Eukaryota; Viridiplantae; Streptophyta; Magnoliopsida; Solanales; Solanaceae.